Molecule: messenger RNA, 792 nt
Organism: Neurospora hispaniola
Lineage: Eukaryota; Fungi; Ascomycota; Sordariomycetes; Sordariales; Sordariaceae
Product: 40S ribosomal protein S12
Exons: 4
Coding region: 136-579 (147 amino acids)
Biological process (GO): translation
Cellular component (GO): ribosome; cytosolic small ribosomal subunit
Molecular function (GO): structural constituent of ribosome
Source: RefSeq, a predicted model, not a curated record
GAGCUUUUUGCUCUUCGCGGGAAGACGAGAACUCGCAGGCCCCUCUCGCUUCCCUCGACCACCACCCAUUGAAAUACUUUCUCCAUUAACUCUUCGAGGAUCGUAUCCGACAACAACCCCAAGCAAAUCGCCAAGAUGUCGGACGUAGAAGAGAACACUGUCCCCGCCUCCGAGGAGGUUGAGGUUUCCGCCGAUGCUGCCCCCAAGGGCCAGAUGAGCGUCCUUGAUGCCCUCAAGGGUGUUCUCAAGAUCUCCCUCAUGCACGACGGUCUUGCCCGCGGUCUCCGUGAGGCCUCCAAGGCCCUCGACCGCCGUGAGGCUCACAUGUGCGUCCUCAACGAGUCCUGCGAGGAGGAGGCCUACAAGAAGCUCGUCAUUGCUCUCUGCUCCGAGCACAAGAUUCCCCUCAUCAAGGUUCCCGAUGGCAAGCAGCUCGGCGAGUGGGCUGGUCUCUGCGUCCUUGACCGUGAGGGUAACGCCCGCAAGGUCGUCAACUGCUCUUGCGUCGUUGUUAAGAACUGGGGUGAGAUGUCCUCCGAGCGUGAGAUCCUCCUCAACUACUUCCAGACCGAGCAGUAAAUUGGCGAUUCGCAUCUUGGCGAGGCGGAACACCUAGGGAUGGACAGGCGGCAGACGCGUCCCAGACAUUGGCUCUAACAAGCCACGUGUUUGGUUGGACGUACGCUUGGGUAGACCUUACCGACUGGCACAAAUGCUUAGAGCAGGCCUUAACUGGCUUCCCUGCAAGGGGCAAUAAACAACGUAAAAGGUCCAAAGACCUUGAAUUCUUGA